UGCUCUGAACAUGGAAAAAGAUCUUGCCCAGAAAAUGAAAAGUCACUUGGUGUACGAGCCGCCAUGUAUUCAUUUAUGGCAGGAGCCAUUUUCAUCACCGUGUUUGGCAAUCUCGCCAUGAUCAUUUCCAUUUCUUACUUCAAGCAGCUUCAUACACCGACCAACUUUCUCAUCCUCUCCAUGGCAGUCACUGAUUUCCUUCUGGGAUUCACCAUCAUGCCUUAUAGUAUGAUCCGAUCAGUGGAGAACUGCUGGUAUUUUGGGCUUACAUUUUGCAGGAUUCAUUAUAGUUUUGAUCUGAUGCUCAGCAUAACAUCCAUCUUCCAUCUUUGCUCGGUGGCCAUUGACAGAUUUUAUGCGAUCUGUUACCCGUUACGUUAUUCCACUAACAUGACCAUUCCAGCCAUUAAACGGAUGCUCCUCUUCUGCUGGUCAGUCCCUGGAGCUUUUGCAUUUGGGGUGGUCUUCUCAGAGGCCUAUGCAGAUGGAAUAGAAGGCUACAGUAUCUUAGUGGCUUGUUCUAGUUCCUGCCCCGUGAUGUUCAACAAGCUCUGGGGGACCACCUUGUUUAUGGCAGGUUUCUUCACUCCUGGGUCUGUGAUGGUGGGGAUUUAUGGCAAGAUUUUUGCAGUAUCCAGAAAACAUGCCCGUGCAAUCAAUAAUUUGCCAGAAAAUCAAAAUAACCAAAUGAGGAAAGACAAAAAAGCAGCCAAAACCUUAGGAAUUGUGAUGGGGGUUUUCUUAUUAUGUUGGUUUCCCUGUUUCUUCACAAUUUUAUUAGAUCCCUUUUUGAAUUUUUCUACUCCUGUAGUUUUGUUUGAUGCUUUGACAUGGCUUGGCUAUUUUAAUUCCACAUGUAAUCCUUUAAUAUAUGGUUUCUUCUAUCCCUGGUUUCGCAAAGCGCUAAAGUACAUUUUGCUAGGGAAAAUUUUCAGCUCACAUUUCCACAAUACUAAUUUGUUUACUCAAAAAGAAACUGAAUAG
Molecule: messenger RNA, 984 nt
Organism: Condylura cristata (star-nosed mole)
Lineage: Eukaryota; Metazoa; Chordata; Mammalia; Eulipotyphla; Talpidae
Product: trace amine-associated receptor 2
Exons: 1
Coding region: 64-984 (306 amino acids)
Biological process (GO): G protein-coupled receptor signaling pathway
Cellular component (GO): membrane
Molecular function (GO): trace-amine receptor activity
Source: RefSeq, a predicted model, not a curated record